AUGAGACCAUGCAGACAUGAUUUUGCAAGAGUAAAAUAUACACAAAAUUUAUUUUUAUUCAAUUCACUUGCUUCAUGUCUGAGGAGAUUAUGGUUCAUUCCAUCUACAAUGCGAAAAGUUUUGAAAAGCAAAGGAGAGAUGUUGACAAUAACACAGCGUACAAGCAUUGUGACUGAGGCGAACAUUACCAGGAAACCAUUUGACUAA
Clunio marinus is the source of this 207-nucleotide messenger RNA. The record is from the annotation of a GenBank genome assembly. NCBI's taxonomy places the organism in Eukaryota, Metazoa, Arthropoda, Insecta, Diptera, Chironomidae.